Siniperca chuatsi (mandarin fish) is the source of this 2892-nucleotide messenger RNA. It is a transcript of the gene grb2b, whose product is annotated as growth factor receptor-bound protein 2b. Lineage: Eukaryota; Metazoa; Chordata; Actinopteri; Centrarchiformes; Sinipercidae. The transcript has 6 exons. Bases 357 to 1010 code for a protein of 217 amino acids. The record is from RefSeq and is a predicted model, not a curated record. Gene Ontology annotation, molecular function: protein binding.
AGCGGAAAUAAACGUCGUAAACCAAAUGCUAGUAGCUACGUUUAUAGGCUCCUAGGACGGGGUGUAAGCGAUAUCAGACGUACAUCGGUUGUUGCCUCUUAAGAGGAAAGGGAGUGGAUAAAUUACACGAUAGGGUUUUGUUUGUUACGGUGGCAGCAUCGAAACGGAAUAUCUCGAGUGGUACCUUACUGUAACCUUUAUGUGAGGUCUAAGCCCUAAAGGAGCGGGUCAUAGACGGGAGGAGAGACUCGGAGAAAAGCAUCUGGCUACAGAAGCCUGGAUAAGAGUUUUUAUUUUUUAUUCAGUCCCUGAAACACAACUACAGCCAAGCAGUUUUCCAGCACGCAACAACAACCAUGGAGGCCAUUGCCAAAUACGAUUUCAAAGCUACUGCUGAUGAUGAGCUUAGUUUCAAGCGUGGAGAAGUCCUUAAGGUAUUAAAUGAAGAAUGUGAUCAGAACUGGUACAAGGCAGAGCUAAAUGGAAAAGACGGCUUCAUCCCAAAGAAUUACAUAGAGAUGAAAGCCCAUCCGUGGUUCUUCGGGAAGAUUCCCCGGGCCAAAGCAGAGGAGAUGCUAAACAAACAGAGGCACGACGGGGCCUUCCUCAUCAGAGAGAGCGAGAGUGCACCAGGAGACUUCUCCCUCUCUGUGAAGUUUGGAAAUGACGUCCAACACUUCAAGGUUCUUCGUGAUGGGGCUGGAAAGUAUUUCCUAUGGGUGGUGAAGUUUAACUCCCUCAACGAGCUGGUAGACUACCACCGCUCCACCUCAGUCUCUCGCAAUCAGCAAAUCUUUCUGCGAGACAUAGAGCAGGUCCCCCAGCAUCCCACAUAUGUGCAGGCGCUCUUUGACUUUGACCCCCAGGAGGAAGGAGAGCUGGGUUUCCGACGCGGCGACUUCAUCCAAGUCCUGGACAACUCUGACCCCAACUGGUGGAAAGGAGGCUGCCACGGCCAAACGGGCAUGUUCCCCCGCAACUACGUCACGCCUGUCAAUCGGAACAUGUAAACAGUCAGACCAUGUAAACAACAACAAGAACAACCACAACAGCAACCACCAUCACCACCACCGCCGCCGCCAUCAUCAUCUUCAUCAUCAUCAUCGUUCUUGAUCUCAUCAGCCCCCCAUCCAACCCCCAACCACCCCUCCACCCCUCUUCGCCAUCCCACGAUAACAGGAGCAGACAGGAAGAGCGCAAACAACCGAAAGAGAGAGAGAGAGAGAGAGAGAUAGCACAGGAGUAGUGCUGUAGUAGGUGUCGCUGUGUGGGUGGCAGCUGAGCAAAAUCAACUUUAACUUGUGCUGAGAAUGUUCGCCUCCUUAGUGAACGCCUCGGUGAGGAUUGAACCGUCUUUGAGGGAAAUCUAAAUGCAGAGAAACUAAAGAAUAGUGCACCAACCGUGAAGAUAACCAAAUGAUUCUACCGCUCCCACAGCUACUUCUGUCUUCUCCUUAACUUCUUAACAUUCUGCCUGUUUUUUUUGUUUGUUUUUUUUUUUGUUUUGUUUUUUUGUUUGUUUUUUCUUUGCCGCAUGUUGUUUUAAUCACCUAAAUGAAAUGCCUACCGAUAAACCCUAACUCUGUUUUAAAGAAAAAAUAAAUAAAAAAAUAUAAAAAAGAAGAAAUGGUUUUAAAAAUGUACAAAAAAGAAGAGAGACACAAAAGAUGCAAUCUGCAGUACAGCAAGUUUCCAUGUCUGAGAUCAUUUGGCACGUGAGCAUUGUACAUCAGCCAUUGGCUGUAUAAAUAAAUCAACUAUAGAGAGAAUCCAUUUUUUAAGAAUAUAUAUUAUAUAUUUGUAUGUGUUUUGUCUGUUUUACCUCUCAUCACAAAUUGUAUUUUUUUCCAUUUGUAAAUUAUGUUCAAUCUUUUGUUAGUCUGGAUAAGACCUAGUAGCUCUAGAAUGUGCUGAAUUGUCAGUCUUUUUUUUUUUUUUUUUUUUUUUUUUUUCCUGAAUCUAUCUGAGGGCUCUCAGAUAAUACAGCAUGAUAUUUAAGGGGUCACGAAUUCCAUUCAAAGAGGUUUGUCUUAUCUACAAUGCAAGGAAAGUAAAGUUAGUUCUCUGAGAAGAAACUAAUUGCGUCAGGAAGCUAAUGUUGACCAGCGAGUAGAGCCAUGGAUGCUGCAAGAGCUGUUGUAUUACGAAGCCCUGUGGUAAAUGUCAGCCACCUUUUCAAAGCCAAUGUAUUUAUUGCAGCCAUUUUACUUGGGCAGUGAAUGUAGCUGACUGAGUCCAUUGACAUUAACAUGAGGGAAGCAAGGUCGGAGAACUGAACUACACAACCAUGCAAGGGAUUUUUAAAAGACAUGCUGAAAUAGUAAUGUUGUCAAUAUUCAUUUCUAAAGAAAAUUACAUAUGGAGGAUAUGUACAGGUAGUUAACAUGCAUAUUCACAAACACUCAUUAUAUGCAUGAAUAAGCAGACGCUCUCCUCCUUGUUAUACCUGCACGUAGCAAAGAGGCGGAGUUUGGAUAAUCACAUUGUGUAAUCACCAGUGCAGAUCUGCAGCUGGCACAGAUUAACAGUUGAAACUGAGAGAUUGUCUUUUAUGCUAAAAGUUGAGAGAUCAGCGUAAAUGAUGUAAAAGUUGUUUUGUCCUUGUUUUUGUUUUUAUGUUUUUUUUUUGUUUUUUCUUUUGUCCAAUGUGGCGUGUGGUCAAGCACUUUUUUUUUUGUCAAACAUUUUGAUUUCUGGUUUGGUCCAGUGUGUUAGCGUGCGUGCGUUUGUUUACUGUGUUUGUGUUUUCUUGUUCUCUCUGGAUAGUGCCUUUCUCUCUGGUGUUUCAGUGUCUCCGACCUGCUACUUUGAGCCCCCUCCCUUUACGGGGCCUGCCAGUCCUGCAGUGAGAAACAGUGUAUAUAAUCCAACCUGCCCUACCCAAUAAUGAAC